CAGGGCCCCACAAGCUCGACAGGACAGGCAACCGGGAUGUCAGCUCCACAAUUCCCGGCCCUGGUUCGCUCGCUCUGCACGGCCUGGCAGGAGCUGCUCCGCGACAAAUGGCCGAGUGCCCGCACCCCGCCUUGCACUUUCACACACCUGGCCCUGGUUCACCCGACCUGCACCUUGAGACCUGCAACACCGGCAGCUGCCUGCGCCUCACUUUGCUUUUUGCGCCUCACGAAGCGGAAUCGACCUAUUUGCGACUGUGCGCCCCUUGGCCGCUCCGCGAGAUCAGACGCCGACCCGAACACGGAUAUAUAAAGAGUCGGUUCCCGCGCCCUUGCUGCCGAGCUCUCCGCCCUCCUCCCCCCGUCGCGCGGCCUUUCGCAGCGUGUCGCGCGGCCUGGCUCCGCCCGCAUUCCGUUGGGCACGGGAGGGGAGUUGCGACAGAUUCACGGUAUUUUGGGGCUGACCGCAAGCAGGAUGAUGUACUAGAGCCGCUGCGCUCUGAUCGCGACCCAGCCAGCCUGGUGUUGGGUCGCGCAGGGAACUGGCCUGCCUCUCGCGAUCCCGCGAUCUCGCCCAUCCGUCGUCGUCGUCGCCGUCCGCGCUGCCGCCGAGGCACCGCAUUCCGGCGCCGGUCCGAGCCCGUCCUUGCCAAACUCAUUCGUUCAUACCCCAGCCCCCUGGAGUCCAAUCGCUCCGGGACAUGGUCCUCCAGGGCCUCAAUGGCUACGACACCUUUUGAUAUACCCGCGCCCGGCAGUUCCUACGUAUUCGAUAUCUUCAAUGAUGCCCCCGCGCCGCAACCGACCACGCCGGCGCUCCCCGCCGGCCCCUGCAACUACACUGACCAGAACCUGCCACGCUGUGGUUGCCGCCGGUUUUGGAGCCGCGCGUCGCUGAGCGGAGGCAUCUUCCAGGACAAUGUGGUCUCCAACCAAGCCGAGGUUUGCAUGUGCUCGCAUCAUGCCUGCUUCCACGAGGACCUCCCACCCGGACAGACGCAAGCCGUGGCCACGGCGGCUGCGGCUGGUACCGCUGCUGCUGCUGCUGCUGGGGAACAGGAGAAUCAAAGGCCCAGGACCAACCGGGAACCGCUGAGUCCAGUCCAGGAUUUUGCUGCGCUGCGCAUGCCUCCCAGCUUGGGCUCGUCGCUGGACUUCAACUUGCUGAAUUUUCACACUUCGUUGCCUGCCCCACGGAUGGAGGCCACAAAUCCCUCCCAGUGUGAGGAUGCCCGCCCCGGACAGGACAGCCCAAUGCCGGACACGUUCAACAGCUGGGGCGACAUGCCCCGGUCUCAAGCUGCGCGUACCCAUGAACUCCCACCGUUUCCACCCCAGUGCCUGCUGUCGCCGCCACCCCCACCAUCAACUGCCGCCUCCAGCCAGGCGAGAUAUCUUAGGCCGUUCGCGGGGAAGGGGUUGCAGACGCUAAGUAGCGCCUCGGCCUUGCGAUCCGAUCAGCGCCGUUCGGAGUCAGCCCCCGAGCAUGACGGUGUUGAGAUGGCACAAAAUUCCGGGCACGUUGCAGCAGAUGCUGGAUCCACGCCUAAGGCGUCGCCCUCGCAGGCUCGUUCGUCGUCUGGCUCGGAUGCUGCGUACCAGAGACUGGCGGACAGGGUCGAUACGCACGAGCAACGGCUCGACAGACUCGAGAGCAAUUCGUUUUCCAUUGCCGGACAUGACGACUGUCACGACAAGUACGAGCACAUCGACCUGCGCGUUACUGACCUCGAGUCCCGAGUGGAUGAGGUGGAAAAGAUCCUCAACGACAACGGUAGUGUUGCUAGCAGCAGACGCAUUGUCAGGCAGAACGGAGGCGCCGAUGAUGCCACGGCCAGCGUUGUUUCCGUUUCGACCGAUGCGACAGCGCGACCGCCGAACCGCGCCGAGGUCUACAGCCAGCUGCAGCAGCUGCAGGCGCAAGUCAGCCAGCUCCAGGCAGCCGCGUUGCCGUCAUACACCAAACCUUGGGAGCUCGAGGUCGUCUUCCUGCCGUUCCCGCUCAAGGGCAUCUGGAUCGAGUCGAAAGAGUUCUCGAAUCAGCGCCGGUCGACUGGCUCGAAUGGCGAGGGCUGGACACAAAUGCCCAACACCCUAAGCAGAGCAACGCCAGACCCGCAGUCGCCUAAGUUUCAGGAGUGGCCAGGGCAGGGGCCCGAAUCGAAUUGGCUGCUGCCGAAGGCUUUCGCCUCUGGGCGUGUCAUCGACCAGCGGUUAAGGAGCCGCGGCCUGAUCAAGACGGUCCUCGUCCGAGGACCGGAUGCUCGGAGCGUCCAGCUUGCCGUCCACAACGCGUUUGGGGAUGUCUUGCGCAUUUCGUCGUCCCACUCGGAUGCCCGGUCUGGGUUCGCGCCCGAGUAUCCGCUGGCCGAAUUCCUCGGCCUGCGGCAAGCCUGGGUCCCGCUGCGCAAGCUUCACAAGGACUCGCGCCUACGCUUCCUCACGCCGGCCGAGAUGGCGACGCCGGCUCUGUGGGACUUCACAUUUCUGGUGUCGAGUGUUGUCAUGAAAGCGACGGGUAUCCAGCGGCUCUAUAUCACCCAGCCUGAGGCGUAUCUGCAGGACCACCCCCUGGGCUACCACGCCCUGGAAGCAGGCUGGACAUGGCAAAAGCUGCGUCAGCUGAGCAGGGUCUACCCCGACUCCCAGAGCAGCGCCGGCGACGUCCCCGAGGCCGACGCUCUGGAAGAGUGCUGGAAUUGGAAUGACCGCCUCGACGAGCCGCCAAGCGCGAGCGCCUCCGCGCUCAGUCUCCGCCAUUCGAUCCAUCAACGGGCGUCCAGGCGGUCGUCGACCGAACCGUCAACGCAAUUUUACACGGGGGUGCAAUCGCCCAUCCUCUCCAACGGCCCGGCUCGCUCCCGGACGCAAUCGCCCUUCAUCCAGCGGGAGCGCAAGGGUUCAUGGCCGCCACACAUCCGCGCCGGCUCCCUCCCACCCGUCGGCCCCGCCCUCAUGUCUCCAGCCCAAUCCCGCCGGCGCGUCUCGCAUGCAGCCAGCGCGACUCCAUAUGAGCGACGCUCCUCCCCGUUCGUCUCGCGCCCUAGCCCGCGCCCGAGCCCUCGGCUUGGCGCCAACCAUCACGUCAGCAUCCCGUCCACCUCGGUCGCCGCCGCAGCUGUCCCUAAGCGCCGCUUCACUCGCUCGCCGAGCCUUGUGCCACGCAACACGCCACGCUGGAGCCGCACCAGCAUGAGCCGCUCGCCGUCUCUAGCGCCCGGCGGCCCGUACGGCUUCCACGAAGAGCGGGACAACAGGGAGCGCCGGACCACCCCGUUCUACUACGCGACGCCGCACAGCGAAGCCGUCCACGAGCCGUACGGCUACCACCGUGCCGGCAGCCGCGGCCCGCCUCCCACUGCGACGUUGAGGACGAACGGAUACGAUCCCGACGAUGACGAGGACGAGGACAUGGAUUACACCGACACCGACCGCGGAUCGGAGACGGAUCCAUACGACAGCGAGAUGACCAACCCGGACGACGAGAAUCAUCACCAGCAAUCUCAUCAUCACAGCAAUUCGGGGCAGCGCGGGGCGAGGCAGAACGGAUCCUUUGGAUUCGCGAACACGGACGGCGACGGCGACGACGCCGAUCUGGACAUUGACGUGUACGAGGACGAGGACGAAGACGAGCUCGACGGCGUCGACACCGACGGCGGGAACAACAACGAGAACGAGUGGCACGGCUUCGGCCGGCAACUGACUUCGUCGCCUCACCAUCACCAGCACUACAGUCACCACCACCUGCUCCACCACCAGCAGCAGCAGCAGCAGCAGCCGCUCCGGCCGGAGGACAUCCCCUGGGCCGGCAUCGAGGACGCCGACGGCGAUAGCAACAUGUCGGACAGCGAGAACGUCGACCCCACCACUACCGCCACCGCGUCGUCGCAGUCGUCGCAGGCGUCGCAGGAAAUCCACAUCCACCAGGACGACGACGACGACGGCGACGUGGAUGGCGACAGCGACGUAAUCAUCACUGCUGCCCAUCCCAGCAACCCCCGCUCACGCGGCGAGCAGGGUGGUCAUAACCAUGCUGCUGCUGUUGCUGACGCCGCCAACGCCGCCGACGACGACAGCGACAACGACGCAGGAAGCACCACCAGCAGCAGCAGCAGCCAGGCGCCGAGCGAGUACUCCAGCAAGCCGGGUGCCUGGCAGAUUAUUCCCCCCGCCGCCGCCACGCCCACCGCCGCUCCCGCCCCGAGCGGCCCUCCUCCUCCCCAUCCUACAACUGCCACCACCACCACCCACACUCCUAUCGCGACAACUGCUGGCCCUGCGGGUCCUGCUCUGGCAACGACCGCCGCCGGAGGGAACAGUGGUGGAGCCGGUCUCAAAACAGGCCGUCUGACCAGCCAGAGCGGGUCGAUGACGGGGAUGGGGUUCCGCAUCCACGAGGACGGGACCGCGACGGCCGGCCGGCCGGGCGCUGGGGAGGAGGAGGACGACGACGACGACGAGGAUGAGGAGCUAUUGGAUACGCAGUGGGGCUGAUCUUUAAAACAUAUGCAUGCAUACCUAAGCCAUCUCCUCUUUUUGGGGUAACUAACUAUACUACGAUGACG
Thermothielavioides terrestris NRRL 8126 is the source of this 4564-nucleotide messenger RNA. RefSeq lists its product as uncharacterized. The record is from RefSeq and is a predicted model, not a curated record. The transcript has a single exon. Bases 720 to 4493 code for a protein of 1257 amino acids. NCBI's taxonomy places the organism in Eukaryota, Fungi, Ascomycota, Sordariomycetes, Sordariales, Chaetomiaceae.